Pyrenophora tritici-repentis Pt-1C-BFP is the source of this 1995-nucleotide messenger RNA. Lineage: Eukaryota; Fungi; Ascomycota; Dothideomycetes; Pleosporales; Pleosporaceae. The record is from RefSeq and is a predicted model, not a curated record.
AUGGCGUCUGUAACGUCGUUGGACCAGGACAUGAAGAAGCUGCGGAUGGACCGGUAUACCCCCAAAGCCGCAAAUGAAGUUCGCAGCUGGAUUGAAGAUGUUCUCGGCGAGCGACUGCCGCCCGGUGACCUCUUGGAUGCGCUCAAAGACGGGACCGUAUUAUGCAGACUUGUAAACAUGGCAAUUCCCACGCCCGUUCGGUUCAAAAAGUCGGCAAUGCCGUUUAUUCAGAUGGAGAAUAUUUCCCACUUCCUCCGCGCGUGCGAGCAACCGCCUCUAAACAUGCCCGCCCACGAUCGCUUCCUCACCGUCGAUCUCUACGAAGCAAAAGAUCCCGCCCAGGUGCUGCAGUGCUUAGGCGCUUUUAGCCGAGUCGCCAAUGCAAAGAACCCGUCAAACUUUCCUACAACAAUUGGGCCAAAAAGGGGACCUGGGCCCCUAAGUCCUUCAGUGACUGGCGGUGGAGGCUAUACCAGCACUCCUAUGGCAUCGCCGGGUUUUGGGCGAAGCCGGGGUCCAAGCACAGCCAGCAACACAAGUGGUUCGAGCACAUUCAACCCGCUGGCACGGCCACCUGCAGAACGGACGCUUAGCGCCGCACGCACUGGAGGCUCGGAUACGUCGUACACAUCCAAUGGGCUGCCCAAGUCACCACCGGGCGGAGUGAGCAGCUGGAGCAAAAAGGUCGACGAGGGUAGUACCGCACCAGCAUGGAAUAUUCACCAGUAUGGCUACAUGGGCGGCGCCAGUCAAGGCAACCAGGGCAUUGCAUUUGGCGCACGUCGCCAGAUUACGAGUGCAGGGCCACACGUACCGAACCUUGCAGAGAAGGAGCGCUUGCGCAGGGAAAAGGCGGCUGAAGAAGAGCGACUACGUUUGCAGGCAGAGGAGGCUGAGCACAAGCGUCGCAUUGAACGCGAAGCCGAAGAAGAGCGCAUCCGCAUAGAGGAGGAGCAAAAGUGGGAAGAGGAGUCGCGCAAACAGCAAGAGGCGAAACAGGCCCGACUCGACCAGCAAAAGCGUCAGUGGGAAGAGCAAGAGCGGAGGUGGAAGAUUGAAGAGGAAGCGCGGCUGCGUGAAGAGCGGGAGGCGCAAGCUCAGCUCGAGGCUGAGACCCGACGAAAGCGUGCUGGCAGUGAUGCCAGGCUCAAGGGACAGUACCUGAGCCAGUAUCAAGCUGAGCAAGCCAACAAGCCGCGUAGUCGCCGUGGAAGCUUCGAUGAGCCCAACGCCGAGCGCGACCGCAUACGUGAGCUAGAGCAACAGCUUGAAGAGGCCAAGGAGCGCGAGCGUCAGUACCAGGCUGAGCGUGAGGGACGACUACAAGAGAAAAAGGUGCGUUCUCGCUCAAAGAGUCGCACACGUGAACGAUCCAAGAGCCGAGCUCGACCAGCGCCUCCACCCCGCGCCCCAUCACCGCAAGACAGCAACGUCUCAUGGGCACAGGAAGAUGACCGUGCCUAUCUUCGUAAACAGUGGGAUCAGACACAAAGACAACCCGCGCGACCACUGCCCGAGCCAACGCCGCCGUCUCUCCCUACCCGACCACUACCAGAGCCGGCAACACGACCUCUCCCUGACCCUGCCAUAUACGCAAAGCAGAGCCGAACAGACCGCUACCUCGCCUCGAACCCGGCCCCAGCGCCCCCAAAGCCCCAAACCUACAUCCCGCCAGAGCUCACAUCUACCUCUGAGCAGCGCGGCGAAGAUGCCCGUCGAGCCGCAUCACAAGCAAAGACCAAGGCUGCUGGUUGGGCCUCCAAGUCUCUCCUCGAACGCGAAAUGGAGCGCGAGCGGGAACGCCAAAAGGAGUGGGAGGAGUCGCAGCGCGCCCUCCAAGAAGCGUCCAAGGACCCCAACGCAGGAACUGGCUCAGGACAGAGCUGGGACGUCAACCAGUACGGGUACAUGGGCGGUGACAACCAGAACAAGUUGGGUGGCAUUGGCGGUGGAAAGAGGCAAAUCAUCGGCCCCAGGCCUUUCGGUCCUCGCUAA